Suillus fuscotomentosus is the source of this 467-nucleotide messenger RNA. RefSeq lists its product as uncharacterized. The transcript has a single exon. NCBI's taxonomy places the organism in Eukaryota, Fungi, Basidiomycota, Agaricomycetes, Boletales, Suillaceae. The annotation marks the transcript as partial. The record is from RefSeq and is a predicted model, not a curated record.
GCUAUAUCCUUGAUGGCUUUGCCUGCUACCGGGAGUGAGAGACCGUGCGUGGCGAGAAGUUUCCUAGCCGUGAUGGAGCUAUUGAUGUCGGUGCGGAUUCCCAUUCCUGUUGCGUGGUCUUCGAUGCUCUUGCUUGUUGACAACAGGGGUUUGCUGGCUGUGGUUUUGCGGCUGUUUCUGGUUGACGGUCCUACCGUGGGAACGACUGCACUAGGACUUUGGGUGCCGCCUAGCGCCAUUGUUCGACUCUUGGUAGUUUAGAUUGUGUACUAUUAGAUGUUGAGAAUGUUAGAUAUACUAUAAUUCUGAGAAAAAGAAAGAGAAAGGUUGAGUGUUGACGCCUAGAGGCGGCGGUCGCGCUGUUGAGCGCGAUGUUGAGGUCCGGUUUUUUCGGGGUCCUUGCUGGGGUGCCACUUGGUGUAGGUCCAAGAAGCGAUAGGAUGUAGUGCUGACAUGAGUUCCCCAAA